AUGGAGCUUGUCCUUCCAUUGCCCAGGUGUAAUGAUGAAACCUCUGCAUCAUAUAUCAGUUGGAAGAACUUAAAGCAAAGGUAUCAUAGAUUCUGUAAAGUUGACAGAAAAAAAGCAAAUGGAGUUUUCUUAAAAAAUGUUUUGUCAAAAUCGCUGCUGAUUCAUCUGGGUGGUGAGGAGGCAAAGGAAAUGGUCAAGGACUUUUUGAAACGAGAUGUAGACAGUUUCCAUGCCUUCCUAGAGGGCAUUGAGGAUCUCUGUCUGCCCAGAUUUAUUUUACUCUAUGAAAGAUUCAAAUUUUUCACAUGCCAACAGAAUGAAGAGGAUGACAUUGGCGAAUUUAUAUUAGAAGUAAAACAUCUGGCCAAAUACUGUGAGUUUCAGGACCACAUUGAUCGAUACAUUCAAAGGAGGAUUUCAAAUGGUGUCAGGGAGGAUGAAAUACGAACAAAACUGCAGAGCGAGAAGAAUUUAAUGUUGACCAAGGUGCUAGACACUUGC
Molecule: messenger RNA, 501 nt
Organism: Lymnaea stagnalis (great pond snail)
Lineage: Eukaryota; Metazoa; Mollusca; Gastropoda; Lymnaeidae
Source: the annotation of a GenBank genome assembly